This is a messenger RNA of Prunus armeniaca (apricot), 405 nucleotides long. The record is from the annotation of a GenBank genome assembly. NCBI's taxonomy places the organism in Eukaryota, Viridiplantae, Streptophyta, Magnoliopsida, Rosales, Rosaceae.
AUGAGUGAGAGGAUCCUCCGUGCCAGUGUAGAAGGCGAUGCGGAAUGGCUGGAUUUUCUUCUCCUGGUGGUAAUUGAGGAUACGCUCAGUAAAGGGCCCAGGUCGUGGCUUCGCCCAGAAGGGCUGGUGGCUGCGGUGCUACUCACUUUCUUGACGCCGAACCUUUUCACAGAGAAGCCUCAUGGCCGGGUCGGCAUGAGGGGAGUGUGUAGAGUGUUGAAGGCCUGGGCUGUGGGUGAACAGGGGUUGAGUAAGGUUCCCAUUCUUCGAACGCCUCGGUGUGAUACGAUUCCCAGUCGUCUGGAUGGUAAUGUUCCCAGUUAUCCGAGUCCCCUGCACCUUCUCCAGCAGGUAGAUGGGUUGGCUUUGAUGGGGGCCCUAAGUGUGCCACCUUUGGGUGUUUGA